GCGCAGCACUCAAAAAUGGCGAGCGCGGCAACUGUCAACUGUGAGCGUCAAACUCUCAAACAAAUACCGCGAAUUACGAUUUUACUGUCCAAAAACAUACGCUACGCACCAGUUUUGAAUAAUUAAACAAGAUGUUUGAUACCCAAAUAAUCCACACUGAACACAAGGAUGUGAUCCACGAUGUUGCAUAUGACUAUUACGGUCAACGUAUGGCCACGUGCUCCAGUGAUCAGUGCGUCAAGGUAUGGGACCAAAACGAGCAAGGCGUCUGGAGUGUUACUUCGAGUUGGAAAUCGCACUCCGGCUCAGUGUGGCGUUUAUCGUGGGCACACCCGGAGUUCGGUCAGGUGCUGGCAACCUGCUCCUUCGAUCGCACUGUUUCGAUUUGGGAAGAGACCGUCGGCGAGAAGACGAAUCCCGCGAUGCCACCGCAGAAGCGAUGGGUGCGCCGAACGAAUCUGGUUGACUCUCGGACAAGCGUAACGGAUGUGAAGUUUGCACCGAAAACGCAAGGUCUGAUUCUAGCGGCUUGUUCGGCGGAUGGUGUGAUACGCAUCUAUGAAGCGCCCGACAUCAUGAACCUGUCUCAGUGGACACUUUCCCACGAGAUAAGCGUCAAAAUUCCGCUUAGUUGUCUGAGCUGGAAUCCUUCCAUGUUUCGUCUGCACGCACCAAUGAUAGCCGCGGGAAGCGACGAUUCGUCUCAGAGCACCGGUGGCAAAGUGUUCAUUUUCGAGUACAGUGAAAAUUCUCGCCGCUGGACAAAGACGGAAACACUCAAUCAAAUCAUCGAGCCCGUGCAUGAUAUGGCUUUUGCCCCGAACGUAGGCAGAAGCUAUCAUAUCCUAGCCGUAGCCAGCAAGGAUGUCCAAAUUUUCAACCUCAAACCAAUACUGGACCCCACUGCCAGCAGCCGGCUUGACGUGCAGCCUGCUGCCCAGUUUGGCGAUCAUUAUUGCACCGUGUGGCGUGUAACGUGGAACAUCACGGGUACAAUGUUGGCCUCCACCGGCGACGACGGAUGUGUUCGCAUGUGGAAGAUGAACUAUUUGAAGAACUGGAGGUGUACCGCUGUAUUGAAAGCAGAAAAUUCGGAGUCAGCACCGGAAACGUCGGUAACUCCCUCGCUCAAGUCCAGCAUUGUAAACGCUACCGCGAAGUACUACAAGCGAGGAACCAUUAGCCACCCAGGGCAAGUGCCACGGCACUAGUUGUAUGAUUUGUUUUUGAUGA
Anopheles cruzii is the source of this 1233-nucleotide messenger RNA. It is a transcript of the gene Nup44A, whose product is annotated as nucleoporin seh1. Gene Ontology annotation, cellular component: nuclear pore outer ring; Seh1-associated complex. The coding region runs from base 132 to 1211 and encodes 359 amino acids. Gene Ontology annotation, molecular function: structural molecule activity; protein binding. Gene Ontology annotation, biological process: cellular response to amino acid starvation; positive regulation of TORC1 signaling. The record is from RefSeq and is a predicted model, not a curated record. The transcript is spliced from 4 exons. NCBI's taxonomy places the organism in Eukaryota, Metazoa, Arthropoda, Insecta, Diptera, Culicidae.